Molecule: messenger RNA, 2820 nt
Organism: Fonsecaea multimorphosa CBS 102226
Lineage: Eukaryota; Fungi; Ascomycota; Eurotiomycetes; Chaetothyriales; Herpotrichiellaceae
Exons: 1
Coding region: 1-2820 (939 amino acids)
Biological process (GO): tetrahydrofolate interconversion
Cellular component (GO): cytosol
Molecular function (GO): methenyltetrahydrofolate cyclohydrolase activity; ATP binding; methylenetetrahydrofolate dehydrogenase (NADP+) activity
Source: RefSeq, a predicted model, not a curated record
AUGGGUGGUACAAAGAUCGAUGGAAAGGCCAUUGCCCAGAAGAUCAGAGAACGGCUGGCAGCGGAGAUCCGAGAGAAACAGGGCGUGAACCCACGGUACAAACCAUGCUUGAAAAUCAUCCAAGUUGGUGAUCGGCCUGAUUCGACCACUUAUGUGCGAAUGAAGCUGAAGGCAGCUGAGGAAGCCGGUAUCGACUGUGCACUGGUUCAUCUACCGGACUCAAUCUCGGAACCUGAGCUGCUGCAGCAGAUCAUUGACUUCAACAACGAUCCUGCCGUCCACGGCAUCCUCGUUCAGUUGCCUCUCCCCAAACACCUUUCCGAGCAUACAAUCACCUCUGCUGUCGUGGACGAAAAGGAUGUGGAUGGAUUUGGAGCUAGAAAUAUUGGAGAGCUCGCAAAAAGAGGCGGGAAACCUUUCUUCGUGCCCUGCACUCCGAAGGGAGUCAUGGUGUUGUUGCAGGAGAGUGGUGUCGAUCCCCGGGGCAAGACGGCCGUUGUCCUUGGCCGGAGCGAUAUCGUGGGGAGCCCGGUCAGCUACCUCUUGAAGAGUGCCGAUGCCACGGUCAUUGUCUGUCAUUCCAAAACCCAGAACAUCAAGGAUGUUGUCAAACAAGCUGAUAUCUUGAUUGCCGCCAUUGGUCAGCCAGCAUUCGUCAAGGGUGACUGGCUGAAACAAGGAGCUGUGGUCAUCGAUGUGGGCACAAACUACAUCUCUGAUCCUUCAAGGAGCUCGGGACAGCGUCUCGUUGGAGACGUCGAAUUUGAGUCAGCUGUUGAGGUUGCUUCUCAGAUCACCCCGGUCCCGGGCGGUGUUGGCCCUAUGACAGUUGCGAUGCUCAUGCAGAACGUUGUCGAUGCCGCCUCAGCCUACUUUGAGAGACUGAAAGCAAGACACGUCACUCCUUUACCGAUCAAGCUUGAAAAGCCCGUACCGUCUGAUAUCGAAGUUUCGAGAUCGCAGCAUCCCAGGCACAUCGCUCAAAUCGCUGCUGACAUUGGCAUUGCACCUCAUGAGUUGGAACCAUAUGGUGCUCACAAAGCCAAAGUUGACCUUUCAAUUCUUUCGAGGCUGGCACAUCGUCGGGACGGAAAAUAUAUCCUGGUUAGCGGUAUUACUCCUACUCCACUAGGAGAAGGCAAAUCCACCACGACAAUGGGUUUGACGCAGGCCUUGGGGGCCCACUUGGGAAAAGUAGCAUUUGCCAAUGUUCGACAACCAAGUAUGGGACCGACCUUUGGCAUCAAAGGUGGCGCAGCAGGUGGUGGCUACAGUCAGGUUAUCCCCAUGGAUGAAUUCAACCUUCAUCUGACGGGUGACAUCCACGCAAUCACAGCUGCAAAUAACUUGCUGGCUGCUGCCAUUGACACACGCAUGUUUCACGAAUCCACACAGAAGGAUGGGGCAUUGUAUAAGCGGCUGGUGCCCAGCAAGAAGGGCAAGCGCGAGUUUGCACCGGUCAUGCUUCGGAGGCUGAAGAAGCUAGGCAUAGACAAAACGAACCCCAACGACCUGACCGAGGACGAGAUCAGGCGGUUUGCACGGCUCGACAUUGACCCGGAGACCAUCACUUGGAGGAGAGUUCUGGAUGUCAACGACAGGCUCCUGAGAGGCAUCACCAUUGGACAGGCUCCCACCGAGAAAGGCCACAGUAGAGAGACUGCUUUCGACAUUUCUGUUGCAAGCGAGUGCAUGGCCAUUCUUGCACUAAGCAACGACUUGAGAGACAUGCGGGAGCGGCUUGGUCGAAUAGUGAUUGGGUCUUCGAAGUCUGGAGACCCUGUUACUUGUGAUGAUAUUGGGGCUGGCGGUGCCUUGACUGCUCUUAUGAAGGAUGCUAUCAAACCCAAUCUCAUGCAAAGUUUGGAGGGAACCCCCGUUUUUGUCCAUGCAGGACCGUUUGCAAACAUCAGCAUUGGCAACAGCUCUAUUCUAGCAGACAAAUUGGCACUCAAGCUUGCAGGAACGGAGCCUGAUGAAGAUCACGAAGCCAAGGCUGGCUUUGUGGUUACCGAAGCUGGCUUUGAUUUUACCAUGGGUGGUGAAAGAUUUUUCAAUAUCAAGUGCCGAAGUUCCGGUCUUGUUCCAGAUGUCGUGGUCGUCGUUGCCACCAUUCGAGCACUCAAAGUCCACGGCGGCGGUCCAGAGAUCCCCGUUGGGUCUGCGCUACCAGAAGCAUACCGAACAGAAAACACUGAAAUGUUGCGCGCUGGCUGUGUCAAUCUCAAGAAGCACAUUUCCAAUGCCAAAUCCUACGGCAUCCCCGUCGUUGUGGCGAUCAACAAGUUCGACACCGAUACUGAAGCCGAGCUCAAAGUCAUUGAAGAGGAAGCACUCGCUGCCGGUGCCGAGGCAGCUGUACCCGCCAACCACUGGGCUGAAGGAGGUGCUGGUGCUGUCGACUUGGCCAAGGCAGUGAUUGAGGCUUCGUCGAAACCCAAAGACUUCAAAUUCCUCUACGAUCUUCAGGGUACCGUUCAGGAGCGUAUUGAAAAAAUUGGCAAGGAGAUGUACGGGGCCGGAAAAGUCGAGUUUAGCGAACUCGCCCAGAAAAAGGUCGACAUGUACACUAGACAAGGGUUUGGGAAUCUGCCCAUCUGCAUUGCAAAGACUCAGUACUCGCUGAGCCACGACCCGGCACUCAAGGGGGCGCCCACUGGGUUUACGGUCCCGAUACGGGACGUCAGGUUAGCUGUCGGCGCAGGGUACCUGUACGCAUUGGCCGCGGAUAUCCAGACAAUUCCUGGUCUCCCGACCGCGCCGGGCUAUCUGAAUGUCGAUGUGGACCCCGAGACGGGCGAGAUAGAUGGGCUGUUUUAG